AGUGUUCACAGACCACCACCUCAUCAGCCAACGACAGAUGAUAUUGACCCUCAUUAUGGUACGUUGGAAUCAUCUAUUGUUGGAACGCUACAGAUUUUACUAGGUUUACUUAGCAAAUAGACAGGGAUGUUAUGUAAUAACUAAUAUCCGACUAUGAGGAUUAGUCCGCGCAAUUUGAUCCAGCUGGGUCAAAAUGCGAGCAUAUUGCAAGGACUUGAAAUCCAGUCCAGUUCCUCAUACGAAUAAAUCACUAUACUUAAAGUGAGGUGAAUAAAUUUUGAUCCAGUCCAAGGACUGAAUUAAUUUCGAUCCAGUCCUAGGACUGGAUCAAUAUACUUUACCAGGUAUCCAGUAUUAUCGUGUGCGCAAAAUAAAGUAAUAUUCAGGGUUUGUAUACACAAGUCAGGAAGAGUUAAAUCAAGGACUUUCAAAGACCAUGUAUCAGGAAAUUCAAGGACUAUAAAGGACGAAAAGAAAGCGUUCUUAGAAAUCAGUUAAAAGUGAUGUUAAACUGUUCAAACGGCGCAGCUUCCUUUGCCUUGUGAAGACUUUCAAGCACUUUUUUAUAAACUCAAGGACUUUGAAGGCCUUGAAUUUUUGUUUCCAAAUUCAAGGACUUUCCAGGAAUUUCAAGUUUUGUACGAAUCCUGAUUAAUGAGUUUGCGAUUACGGUGUGCAUGGCGCACAAGGUCUGGUUGCAUGGCGUGAGAAAGGCUAAACCAGUGAGCUCUCUAUAAAUCUGGAGCAAGAACAGUCAUUCCGCCUAUGAGAAAAGUGAAGCCAAAAUUGCGGCCAUUGACGUCCAAUAGCUCUAAAGGUCGUACAUACACUGGGCUAAAUACGCCUCUUAUCUUUGCAGGUCUUCAACGAUACUCUGCUACGGUUGAAUUACGUAAUCAACGGAAAUUGUUUUGGGGAAAUCAUUACAGAGAACUUUACCAAAGUAAAGGCCCGUUUACACUUGCGAUUUUUGCUGCGAUUUCUAGCGCGAGAUUCUUCUUCUGAUGCAUGUGAACGAGUAGAUCAAUAAUGAAUGUUCUGAGUAUAUAUCUCACUGAUGUACCUUCAUCUGAACAUUCAUAACUUAUCCACUCGUUCACAUACAUCAGAAGAAGAAAAUCGCAGCAGAAAUUGCAAGUGUAAAUGGAUCUUAAGGAAGAACAGACUCAGUUGUUUAGUUCGGUGAGUCGAUCAGUUCGACCACCGAUAUGUUUGUAUCGAUAAGCCUGGUUUAUACUAUCAAAGUUUCUGUGAUCACAUUAGAAAUUUUGCAUGGGUAAAAUCUAAGUUUUGAAGGAUUUGUUUGAAAUGUUUGAGGAAACUGACUUGGUGUUAAACAUCCUUCAAAACUUAGAAUUCACCCAUGCAAAAUUUCUACUGUGCAUGAUCACAGAAACUUUGACAGUGUAAACUAGACUAUAUAUGUUUGUGAUGUUACUCUGAGUGUGCAUCCACACCGGGCAAGCUGAAAAGUUAAUUGCCUGGCCACGGUGGGAAUCGAACCCGCGACCUUUGGGAUACUACUCCAAUGCUCUGCCAACUGAGCUACGCGGUCAAGUCGGUUCGAGUUGAUGAUAUUUCGGAACUGAGUCUAGUUCCUUCGAUAUCAGUGUAUUCUAAGAUAUGAUAUGAUACAGUGUAUCCCAAAGGUCGCGGGUUCGAUUCCCACCGUGGCCAAGCAAUUAACUUUUCAGCUUGCCCGUGGAUGCGCACUCAGAGUAACAUCACAAACAUCAUAUUCACCUGAGUACAUAACAUCAACACACACAAAUAGACUACCGGGUGGCCCAAAAAAAAGUACUCCUGUUUGAUUCGUAAUAACAUCUAAACAAGUAUAGCUUUUAAAGAGAAAUAACUUGCAUCACAUAGAGGAAGGACUAACUUGGACUUUGAUAUAUUACAGUUGUAUUUCACUUAAAAAUUCACGGAGAUAUUAAUCUUUAAAUUCGGGAGGAUAUUUCUGGAUGUGUCUGAAAUAUGCAAAAAUCGGCGUAUCAAAUAUUAAUCAAGAUUUGCCCGACUGAAACAUGCACUAUUACCAGUAAAUAAAUGACACUUGACAAAUUGUUUAUUAUGAAACAAAGUAUUAUUAUAUCUACAAAAUACAAGCAAGAUUCAUUCGUCCGAAAUUCGCGUGUGUUCCUAGCACGAAUACGUUUCCUUAUUUCAUGAGACCACUGCAUCGCGAAGGAUCGUCAUUGGAUCGCUCGUAGUUCUGAAUUAGGGCAUGCUGUCACAACGGAAUUGUGAAGCUCUUCUAACUUCUGCAACGUUCUGAAAUCUUGUUAAGAACACCCAAACUCUUUUGCCGUUUCUUAAUCUUGGCAAGUUCAUGGAGUAAACUGAGAAUUAUAUGAAACACAAUCAAACCAUACAACUCCAUAAGACAUAACAAUUAAGCAACUCCCCAGAGACAUGCAACAUUUUUGGAACAAAACGUAACAAAAUAGUAGCGUUGAUACGGUGAUGUGCAUUUGCAAAAAGCAAUAUUAUUUCCUUCAAUAAAGAAUAUUCAUCCUGCUCUAACCGAGAAAUAAUCUACUCAGUCUGUUUGAACCCAUUAAAAACAUAAAAAAAUUAGGCUAUUUAAGAAUACGAAAAAUUUAAGCGCCUGCCUUCCAUGGUCAGUCUUUCAGUACCUUUAAGUUUGCAAAGACCUAAUAUUAAAUACUUGCAUAAUUUCGAACGUUCAUAUUUCAGGAAACAAUGAGCUAAGACUUACAUGUAAGAUGUCUAAAUCUACGACAUAUCCCUUACAAACCUUAACGAUAAUUCGCUGAAAUACAAGUUAGCCUAAUAUGUCAUUAAGCAAACAAACGCUGGAGUUAAUAUUUGAUAUGCCGAUUUUCGCCAAUUUUAGACACAUUCCAAAAUAUGCUCCCCAUUUUUAACAUUAAUAUAUCCGUGAAUUUUUAAGUUAAAUACAACUGUAAUAUAUCAAAAUCUAAGUUAGUCCUUCCUCUAUUUAAUGCAAGUUAUUUCUCUUUAAAAACUUUACUUGUUUAGAAGUUAUUACGAAUCAAACAGGAGUACUUUUUUUUGGGCCACCCGGUAUAUACGUUUGUAGGUUCAACAAAAUUCGAAUACAUCGUUUAAAACUUUUUUCGUGUUAGGGUCAUUCAGCGAAGAUUGUCUUGUGUUAGAAAGUCGUGAAGAACAAGAAGGAAUGUUUAAUGUAAAAACAUCGCUACCAUGGAAGACAGCAGUGUUUAAAAAUAUUUUAAAAGUUAGUAAGUCUUGUAUACUUGUAAAAUAGGUUCAUAUAAUCCUUAUACUAUACGAUGCAACUGCAUCACUGUUACAAUUUUACUCCUUAUAAUUUUAAAAUUCGGCAAGAGGUGCUUCAGUUAUAACGGUGCCUUGCAUUGGAAUAAUCUUCCACAUGAGGCAAAAAUUGCAGAAUCCUUAAGCUCUUUCAAAUCGAUGUUAAAACAAAGAAUGAGUUUAAACUUGCUUGUUAAUCACCUUUCUUGUAAAUAGUUAAUUUUAUAUUUCACGCCCCUCAUGGAAAUCAGCUUCCCAACGGUUGAGGCUAGCGUGGUUUAAUAAAGUUUUGUAUGUAUGUAUACACGUAUAAAUAGAUUAUUAUUAUUUUCCGAUUCGGCCAUGCACCUCAGUAUAGUGAGGAUUUUUGCUCGUAGUGGAUAUUUUAGCGAAAAAGAAAAGUAGAAUACUAUUCUGUAAAAAUAUUGUCAUUUGGUUACAGGAUAUCGCUGUUGUGGAUCUGACCUUGCUGGACGAACAUAAAACACCAAUGUGGUGUAUCAGGUAUAGAUGUCUUGUCUUUGUCUUGUGAUUUCUCCGGUGUAACCAUUUAGAGAAGACGAAGAAAAAUUUCCGCUCCGACUAGUGAAAAACCAAGGCCAGUUGUUCAAAGCUGGGUUAGCCUAACCCUAGGUUAACGUGAAAUUCAAAGCAAACUUUCCAACAGCUUCUUUCUAAAUUUGGAAAUAUUUCUUUAGAGAUCUUGUCUGAACCAGCAGGAGUUUUCUUCUCUGAAGUUUUGAAAUAGACAUACGUGCAGAAUUAAAUACAUAAAAAAACCAGGGUUAGUGCUAAUCGUGCUUUGUACAACCCGUCCCAGAACGUUACUAGAUGACUCGGACAACUCUUUUCACAUGCUGGACCAAGGCGAAAUUUUAAUCAGACAAUCGACCUCGAACGCCAAUUGCAGAGCUUAAAGGCGCGGACAGUCAUACGAAUUACAUCAUCAGAUAGCGUUUCAUGUGUCAAAAUGACAUUGGGUAAAAAUUUCAUUGUUUGUUGUUAUACCUUUUAUUUAGCUCUGCUGUCAAAGUUGUGAAAGUCGCCAGGAAUGAAGGUAUGCCUUUUCACCGAAGCGAACGUGGUAUGCUGGGGGAGAGUGGAGUGGUUACCAGGUUACGCACUCCUCACCUUCCCAGUCCCACAGAGGGGUGGAUCUAGUGGUGUAUAGUACCCCCCCUCCCCCAGAGAAGUCCAGCACCACCCUAAAAAAAUCUGUUUGACCAUACAUUUUCUGGCGAAUAGCGAUUAGCGGAACGUCUACUGUUAGCGCGUAUCGAUUUCUUGAAACGAUGUAAUUGAAUUGUGCAUAUACUCAGAAUGCUUUAGUUCAAUAUCAUGGUUAAAUAUGUAAACAUGUCGAGGUUGCUAUACAGCCAUAUUUUGAAAUAUACUUUACUUUAACAAGCAAAUUUACUUUUAUACAGCUACAGCGACUGUCCAGUCACGCAUACGUGAUAAAAUCAUAAAAAGCCCAUAUAAACUUUAUGAUAAACAAAAUAUAAUGUAAAGUGUAACAGAACGGCGAACAUGCAGAUUCAGCUACCUCAAAUAAUGGUAAUGUUGGGAUAGUAGCGUUGCAGACUGCAGAGGGGAGUGGGCACGGCUUCCCCAUGCACCACCCCAUAGAUAGUCUGCACCUCCUUCCUGCAGGUGAGGCUAGAUGCACCUCUUAGCCCCUCAUGAUUUCAUUACCGCAAGUAUGAGAUUUUUUUCUAAAGGCUGUUAAUGAGUUUGGAAAUAAUAUUAGUAAUCUGAAAUCUAUUUGCAUACGAAUACGUUAUUUUCUUUCAUAUUAUAUCACAAUUUAAAGAAAUGCGAGCACGGCUUUCGAGUCAAAGUUUUGUUCGUUGUUUAGUUGACUACACUCUCUCGGAUGGCGAAUCUUCACUGGUGGAAUAUCAGGACAACGUAGGAAGAUUGAGGAUACACCUAGUCUGGGUGAGUAUAUCCUAAGGCGCGAACACGUCAUGUUGACAAGUUGUGAGAUUUUUCGUGUGUACCCUUUUGUUGCAGUUUUAGCCUUUCUCACGAGGGUCUAUAAAUCCGCCAUGUUUCGGUACUAUUUUAUAAACAACGUGAAAAAUCUCAGCGAUGUGAGAUUUCUCAGCGAUGUGAUAUUUAACUGUAAAUCGAUUUAUAAUGAUUAUACUUAGAACUAUAGUUAUAGAAAGUUUCAUUUUCACUGCUUACUAUCCCUGUUCUAAAAAGGUUUCCACCCAAAAAUAGCGGCGUGACAAAGGCUAAUUCAGCAAAACCCCGACUCCAGAUUGAUUGCUUGUUUACCUCAGCAUUGCUACCAUUUUCUAAAGUUUUGAAAUACACAGCCCAUGCGUUACACAUAUCUAUAUGCACAACCCAAAACAGCGAGUUAUAUCAAGCCAAGAUUAACGCUAAUCGACCUUUGUCUUUGAACAGCCUUUGCUUAAAAACCUUUUUUCUUCUCUUUCCCCUUUAAAGAUCGAGGAAGAUGGUCAAAAUCUAGUCAAAGGUCUAGAGAUCCACCUUCGAAAAGAUGUCAUCAAUAAAUGGUUUGGUACAAGCUACUGAUAGUCUAAACUUCCACAACGACGAGAAAAAGCGAAGAGGUGCUUCAAUCUAAGAACAGUGGCGUUUAAAAUGGCUGCAGUACGCUAUAAACACCAGGGCUUUCAGUUUCAGCGGCUGAAGUGCGAAACAGACGGUUGUCCUGACAGUAUUAGAAUUGUCAUUUUUUUGUACAGUUUUUUCUUGCUCAAUUAGCUGAGCAGGCUAAGCUUACUUGCAGAAAACUUCAAGUUUUUGCCAAAGGCACAUCUGUUAUUAAGAAAGCAUCAGUAAGAUAAUUAGAAUGAGCAGAGAAAUUUCCAAUAAACAUUUCUCCUUCAUGGUAUUGGUAGUUGUAACUAGUUCUUGGUUCUUAGACAAUAGUUCAACUUACAAGUCUGACUUUUUUAGGAUACAGCUGAGGUACCGCCCAUAAGCAUACUGCAUUUUUAUGUAGCUAAAUGCUACAAAAUCGUUGGUGCAAGGUAUGCCGAAAACAUGCAAGUACUAUUUAAAGCACGCGUAGGAGUGUUUUAUCACAUAUAAAACACGACGCGUAGCGGAGUGUUUUAUAUGUGAUAAAACACGACUACAAGUGCUUUUAA
This is a messenger RNA of Paramuricea clavata, 6395 nucleotides long. Lineage: Eukaryota; Metazoa; Cnidaria; Anthozoa; Malacalcyonacea; Plexauridae. The record is from the annotation of a GenBank genome assembly.